AUGGAUAACAGGAAAGCGACACCACCCCGAAAUACUCCACGAAGUGCGCCUACCCCAGAAUUUCAUGCUGUCAUAGCUCCAACUUCACCUACAUAUCCGCCGUAUGGAGCUACUUACAUCGACCCAAGCCAACUUGCCGCCGCUGCCACAAAUGCUUAUGAAGUGAGCGGUGAUCCUGUCAAUUUAACCUAUGUAUAUCCUGUAAGUCCACAAUUUUCAGUCCAAUAUUAUCCGGACUAUUCCAAUGGCUAUCAAAGUUAUCCCGGCUCUCCUUCCUUGCACCCACAAUCUCCAUCUAUUAACCCUACAAGCCCACCCUUCAGUCCUACUUUACAAUAUCAACAAGUGGCUCUUUCGCCUCCUACUCAUGCGUAUGUGCUCCCGUCGCAUUCAACGCAGCCAUUUCCUCCUUUGCAUAUCACUUCACCCAUAUUGACAGGUAGAACUUCGUUACCAAGCUCUCCUCCGCACCAAUACCUGCCAGGACCUUAUAUUAUUCAUACAGAUAACAGAAGCAAUAAGAAACACAACCAGCAUCAUAAUAACAGUAUGGGUGAAAUACAACCAGAAGAUGCUGUCGAUUAUCAUACGCACAAUAUCUAUGUUCGUGGAUUGUCAUCCUCAACGACGGAUGAGUCAUUUUUGGAAAUGUGCCAAGUAUAUGGUGAUGUCGCAUCUUCAAAGGCCAUCAUUGAUCAAAAGACAGGCGAAUGUAAAGGAUAUGGCUUUGCCAUGUUUAAUAAUGAGAAAGAAUGUGAGGAGGCUAUCACAGGAUUGAAUAAAGCUGGAUUACAAGCAUCCUAUGCUCGUGUGGGACAGGAGUCCUUCAGUUCUCGUCUAAAAAAUCUGCAGGAUGAGACUUCAACCAACAUAUACAUCUCUAACUUACCAUUAGAUUAUACUGAAGAGAAACUCGAGGAGUUAUUCCAGCCAUAUCGAACGGUAUCCAAUCGAAUUUUGCGUGAUCCGCAAUCAGGGCUAAGUAGAGGCGUUGGUUUUGCGAGAAUGUCAGAUCGCCAAGCAGCUUCAGCUAUUAUUGACAAAUUCAAUGGACAUACAAUUGAAGGUUCUUCAGCACCAUUACAGGUGCGGUUCGCUGAUUCUCCAGCUCAAAAAAAAUUAAAGAGUCAAACCGCACGUAAUAGAAGAGUAGUAAGACCUCGUGAAUUUCAACCGAUGGCCACAUUUGCCAUGAGACCUAUUAUGCCUAUCACACCAGAGACUAUGUUAGGAAUAGCACCUGCUAAUCCAGCGUCAACAUCUCAUCAUGCAUAUUUUACUGACCACCCACAGUAA
Molecule: messenger RNA, 1296 nt
Organism: Mycotypha africana
Lineage: Eukaryota; Fungi; Mucoromycota; Mucoromycetes; Mucorales; Mycotyphaceae
Exons: 6
Coding region: 1-1296 (431 amino acids)
Cellular component (GO): nucleus; cytosol; ribonucleoprotein complex
Molecular function (GO): mRNA 3'-UTR binding; poly(U) RNA binding; poly(A) binding
Source: RefSeq, a predicted model, not a curated record